GGAAGGGAGGGGUCAUCACAGAGUCCAUUGAGUCAGUUGAGGCAGAGCACUGAGGUCGUGUGUUUUUCAUUCGAGCAUUAAAGUCUUGGGCUCGUUCCUCGGCUGUUCGGCUACCGGAGCAGCCAUUAGAAGUACACAAGAGUAUGUGGACAGGGGUGAUUUAAGUUUGAAUUCAAUACAAAAUUCAGUUUAGCCCUUUUUGCCUAACCUUCCUCUUGUGUUAGGGUCGGCACCGACCCAUUUUAGGUUUUAAAUGCAUAAAAGAACCACAUAAAUUAGUUUAUUGCAUCAAGGCUUUUUGACUUUGUCAGGAACCUCUAUUUCAACAAAAUAAAACAAAAACAUUUUUGGUAACAAAGAGAUGGUAACAGAAAGCUAACACAAGAGGAAGGUUUUAAUAAUGUGAAGAAUUAGAAUUCUUCAAGCCACAAACUAAACAUUUAUUUAGUUUCCAUGUAUUUUUUUAUUCCAAAAUAUAUAUUUUUUUAAAUUCUCAAAUGUAUUCACUCUUGAACCUUCGUUGGUUUCUUUCUCACGUGACAGUCGUAACUUUCCAUCAUCCGCCGGUCAAAACUGAAACCAAACGAACAGCGGCGAAGUUUCCACCUUCAGAGAAAACGGCUUUUGUUUCGCCACGUGCGACCCUGUGACACGCGACCAGAUAGAGCAGCAUGAGCAGGAAGGUGAUUCAUCAGAAGGAGGAGAAGAAAAACAAAACAAGAUAUUUUGAGUUUCUGUUCCACUUAAAUGAAAGUCGAGUUCAGUGUCUGCUGGUUUAGAAAUGAUGUGGCAAUGAUUCACCUGUUAACUCCUCCCUGCUGAUGAAUGAAGAUAACCGAGUAUAUAUUAAGUAACCAGAUGACAUCUACUGUAGCUACAAAUCAGCUGACACCACUGUGUACUGUCCAAGAUGUCUGAUAACAGAACCAUCGUUUUCUUUGACCUGGAGACCACUGGAUUAGACACUACAGUGUGUCACAUCAUCCAGUUGUCGGCGGUCAGUGGAGACCGGGUCUUCAACGUUUACACCCUCCCGGACCGCGAGCUCACUGAGAGCGCCAAGCGGGUGACGGGCUUCACCGUCAGCGAUGGCGAGCUGUUGCUCAAAGGGACUCCCGUGAACACCGUCCCUCUUGCUGACGCGCUCACCUCCUUCAUCGACUUCCUUCGCUCCUUCCGCAGCCCCGUGCUGCUGGCGGCCCACAACGCAAUGCGGUUCGACGCCCCCGUGCUCUGCAGGGUGCUGCGAGAGCUCAGUUUGCUGCAGGAGUUUAAGCAGGUGGCGGCCGUGUUUUUGGACACCUUGCCGCUGAGCAAGAACCUGUUUCGUCUGCACAGUUAUUCUCAAGAGAAUAUGGUCCGCCACUUCCUGAAGAAGACCUACGACGCCCACAACGCAGUGGAGGACGCCACGAUGCUGCAGGAGCUGUUCAACAAAUGGCAUCCCAGCACACGGGACAUCUCCACAGUUACCUUCUCGAUCUAGUUUAAAAAAAAAAAAAGCUACAGAAAACAAACAAAAUCUUGCCAUGAAAACAAUAAAUUCAUUUAAAAUGGAACCUUUCCUUUGCAGUUGUUCUCAUCAUAUACCCUCGGGUGGUUGGACAGACUGGUAUUUUAAACGCUUAGAAGAAAAUUACGGGUAGAAUUAACUUUUUGCGAUUUGGAGACAAAUAAAUGCAUGUUACACCCCAAACGUAAAGAUAUGUAAUGUUUGUACUGUAUGCUGAUUUGUCUUAUUGUGUUGUAUGUAUUGUAGCAUGUGUCAUACUCACAAGUGUUGUACUCUUAUGUAUGUCCAGUAAUAUUAAAUAAAUCCAGUAACAUUAAA
Messenger RNA from Anarrhichthys ocellatus (wolf-eel), 1831 nucleotides. RefSeq names its product three prime repair exonuclease 2. Gene Ontology annotation, cellular component: cytoplasm. The transcript is spliced from 3 exons. Gene Ontology annotation, biological process: DNA catabolic process. The record is from RefSeq and is a predicted model, not a curated record. NCBI's taxonomy places the organism in Eukaryota, Metazoa, Chordata, Actinopteri, Perciformes, Anarhichadidae. The coding region runs from base 911 to 1486 and encodes 191 amino acids. Gene Ontology annotation, molecular function: 3'-5'-DNA exonuclease activity; nucleic acid binding.